UCAGGAGGAUGUGGUCAGUCUGCGUUAGCUUCAACUCCGCUCAGUCUGCUUAAGUUCUGUAUUUAACCUGAAUUCAAAAAAUAGCUCGCCCAAUUGUCAAUAAAUGGCAUGUUGUGAACAACGGAGAGGCGUGUUUAUCAAACAGAAGCGUUUUAGUCGUUGUUUUGCGCUCGGAAUAAGUGACUAAAGCGGCUGCUGUUUUGGCCUGCUAGGCGGAUAUCCUAGCUAAAACUAGCAGCAGCCUCUAUUGCCUCCCGGAGCUUCACUGACAUCUCUCACCCGAAACAGAAAGAGAAAUGGCACACCUUGCUAACCAACUCAGGUGGACGUCUCUGUCUCUUUAAGGGAAAGUUGUGUGGUUCUUCAGUAAUGAGACUUUCCUCUCAGUUAUAAACGUCUUGUGAAAUGGAGCUCUACUGGUAUAUAGUUGUUAUAAUAUUCAUCAUCAUAAAGAUCUUCUUCUAUGUGUGCUGGUACCGGUCAAGACAAAGGCAACUGGCAGCAUAUUUGAGCAACACCCGCAAUGCACAGAUAGUCAUCGUCGGAGGAAGGGCUUACCUUCAUCAGAUGUGUGAGAGACAGAAUCAAACAUCUGUGUGGCCCAGUUGGUACGGUGUUCAGGAGGACUUUUCAGUCGAGGAACCCUCCUCAACAAUGCCCCCGACUGCAUCCUUCUCCCACCUGGAAAUGCCCCCACCUUACGAGGUGGUCUCUGGAGAGGAUGACCUGAAGCCGCCUCCCUACAGCGAAUGCGCUCAAACCGAUGAGACCGACUCCCCUCAUCGCUCCCACAACACUCCUCUCAUUUCUGAGGGUGGAAACUCGGUUCGCAUCAGCGAAGCUCCUCCCCCCUACACACUGACUCCGCCUCCAUUAGCCGGCCCCCAGGGCAGUCCUGUAAGCCAGAGUGAGCCUCUGCCAGAAAGCAGGGCCGCUUAAACAGCCGCUCAUUCAAGUUUGCCUUUUCCCCCACCCCCAUGCACUGCCUUCCUACAUUCAACCUCAGUGAUCUUUGCCUGCCUUACUCUCACUGUGAGAGCAGUUGUUUAUUUGGGUGGUUGUGUGCCUGUGUAUGUGUGUGCCUUCCUUGGUUUUAAAACCAAUUUGCUUUUCUACUUGUAUUAAAAAAUGGUCAUCUGAUGAGUUUGGCAAUAACAGAUGAUUGCAGCAAGCCUUCGUGCCUCGGUCAGGACCGCAGAACCUGUUUCCCAGCAAGGAUCAACAACAGAAAGGGACUUUUAAUCUGUGUUGACUUUUAUAUGUUUUCCUCUUGCUGUUUGUCUGCCGUGUCCCACAGAGCUAAAUUAACUUCUUUAUUCUUACAGCGUUUUUGGAGAAGUUAGUUCUUGUUCCUGAUUUUACAUUUUUUAACUUUGUUCUGUAGUCACAAUUAUUCAGCACCUGUUUGAUAUAAAAAUUCUUGUUUUAGACAAUCUAAAACAUCUUGAGCCACCAGGUGUACAUAUGCAUAAGAAAUAAUCAGAUGUCUGCUUGGUGUAUCAUUACUUCACUUGAGGUAUCUGUAAAUGCACUAAAUCAUUUACAUAAUUAAAUUGUGGCUUAUAUUGAAAUGCUAGUUUACCUAACUGAAUAGGAAUGAGCACAGAAGGGAAACAAGGUGAUGAAACAUUUAAUGUCAGUGGAUGUAUUCUUCCAAUUAUAGUCAUCACUACUGGACAUUUUUUGCUUCUUUAUUCCAAAAGAUAAACAGAGGCAUAAAAGUUCUUAUGAAAUGAAAUUAAACUAUGUAAAAUCACUAUGCCUGCAGUCAUCCACUAAACUUCUCUUAUUUUUUGCCUUAAAAAAAUUGUCUCAAAUAGUGAGAAAUGAAUAAACCAAAAAACAUCUGUUGCUUGUAAUCUUUUUGGCAACCAACCACAGGCAGGUGGACAUUAUUCAAGUGUUGUAUUUUCUUGUAAAUUGCUGUUUUUGGAAAGGUGUUUAGCAUUCUUUUUAGAAGACUAUCAUAAAGCUAAUAUGGUAAUAUACUCCCGGAAAAUAAAUUUCAGAUACUUGGCCAACAACAGUGUAUUUUGUGACCAAGCAGUGACUCUUCAUAGUAGCACAAAGCAAGAAAUUCCACCCAAGUUAGCUCCUAAUUGUAGCAUUCGGUGAGCAUGAGACACGGUUGGUGAAAGACACAACACUGUGAAGUUUUUCUCCUGAGAUUUCUUUACAUUGCAUGUGUUGCACUUUGGCACUCACGUGAAAAUUGGAGGUGCACAAAACCUGUGAAAAUACAAGUUGCUUUAUUUUUUUUUAAUUUCAAUAAAAUAUCUGGAUUACCUUGCCAAAGAGGACCACAGACGGCAUUCCCUUGUCCAUCAAAAAAUCUUGGCAUAACCGUUUAGGAGGCUGAAUACAUCCCAUGGAAAACCCUAAAAGAAGCAUCCAAAAACAGAAUUAAAGUUGUGGAUAAAUGUGUUUUUGUUUGUAUGUUUUCUAUUUACUUUUUCUCUUAAACCAAUAGAUACCUAAUUUAAAGCUUCCCCUCUUUUUUAACUAAAAUUUUCCACCAGAGAUUAAAUGAGCCUCAUAUCUUAGCUAAUGGCUUCCUGUAAUGACGUCAACACAAUGUUUUGACUAUCGAGCUAAAUACACAUUCCCCAUUCCUGCACUGGUUGGCCAUCUUAUCACUGCUUACCCUUAGAUUUUCUAAUAAAAUGAAAGAGCGAAUGGAUGCUGUAUAUCUGUAUUUAAAUUUUGGGGACAUGUAUGAAAUAGGGUGGGUUGUUUUUUUGUUUUUAUCUAUUCUAUCUUUUAAUGGUUAGUCAUUACAUUACAAUGAUAAAUGUGUUUGUCCCUUAUGCCUUUUACUGCAUACAUAUGUUUCUUCAGUCUGAUGGAUGCAAAAGCAAAGGUACAGAUGAAUGCAUGUUUGAACCUGAUAUCACUAACGUCAGCAGCAGCAUGAUAAACAGUCCUAACCAUUCUGCUACAAUCAAUUCUGUCCUGUUAUAUACUGUAUGUACUGUUAGUUCACUUCAUGUUCAUUCCCUAUGGUGGUUGAAAAAUCUAUUACUUCAACUGGUUAUUUGUAGGUGUGACAGUUCAGGGGAAAAAUAUUUUUUGUGCAUUGAAUUGAGAAAUAAAUCUUCUGUAUAAAAAAACUAACCUUUUAUGUUGCAUAUUUUUAAAGUUUAAAGCAUCGUUAUUCCUUUUUUUAAAUCUGUUGUCAAAAGAACAAAACAAAUUUAGCAGCAUAGCGAUAACCCGAAACAAGACAGACUGCAGCUAUUUAAGCCUCUAUGUCCUCUAAUAAAUCAAAAUUUAAAUGAA
Poeciliopsis prolifica (blackstripe livebearer) is the source of this 3279-nucleotide messenger RNA. RefSeq lists its product as uncharacterized. The record is from RefSeq and is a predicted model, not a curated record. Bases 406 to 939 code for a protein of 177 amino acids. Lineage: Eukaryota; Metazoa; Chordata; Actinopteri; Cyprinodontiformes; Poeciliidae. The transcript is spliced from 5 exons.